Messenger RNA from Zychaea mexicana, 267 nucleotides. Its product is annotated as DSS1/SEM1 family-domain-containing protein. Gene Ontology annotation, cellular component: proteasome complex; proteasome regulatory particle, lid subcomplex. Gene Ontology annotation, biological process: proteasome assembly; mRNA export from nucleus; double-strand break repair via homologous recombination. The record is from RefSeq and is a predicted model, not a curated record. The coding region runs from base 1 to 267 and encodes 88 amino acids. Lineage: Eukaryota; Fungi; Mucoromycota; Mucoromycetes; Mucorales; Lichtheimiaceae. The transcript is spliced from 3 exons.
AUGUCUGCACCUGCACCACAGAACAACCAUCAAGAACAAAAGGAUGAGCAAGCUCAAAAAGAUAUGCCACAAUUAGGCGCUUUGGAAGAAGACGAUGAGUUUGAAGAAUUUGCUGCUGAAGAUUGGGGAGAAGCAGAGGAGGACAAGAACGAUGCGCAUUACUGGGAGGACAACUGGGAUGACGACGACGUCGAAGACGACUUUUCAAAACAAUUACGAGCUGAACUCGAGAAAGUGUCCAAGCAACCUCAACCCAUGUCAAUGUAA